AUGAAUGACGCUGAAAAUAUAAAGAACACAGAUGAUCUUAAUAACUGGAGUAAUAACACUGAAGAUAUAGAGAGUGCAGACCAUCUCAAAAAUAUGAAAAAUGUAGCUACCACUAUUUUAAAAUGUCUUGUUAGUAACAUGAAUGAUGCUGAAAAGGAGAACAUGAACAAUCAUCAUGAUGAGAAUUUUGAAAAUACAGAAAAUGAGGCUACCACUUCUCAAGCAACAUCAUUUAUCAGCACUGAAAGUAACACAUCAGGUAAAACUAAUGGAUUUAAUGUUGUAAAAGACUAUGUUGAUCAUGAAAAUAAUGUUAUUAGAAGAAGAACUUAUGUUUGUCAGCAUAGUCGAUAUUAUGAAUCCAACUCUAAUAAGGAAACAGACACUAAAAAAAUGCGAUGCCCAUGGCAUAUAAAUGCUUCUUGCCCCAAAAAUAAAAAUCCAAGUUCUGCAGUUUUUAUCAAUAAGGUCAUAAAUGAACAUAAUCAUGAGUUAAAUAUUGAUGCUAUUUUAUUUGAACAUGAAAAAAGGUUCAACAAAGAAAUGAUAGAUGAUAUUAAGUUUUUGACACAGCAUUGUAGAAUGGGAGCAACAAAUCAGAGAAGAUAUCUAGAAGGAUUUGAUAGGGAUAGACAAAACAUUCUUCUUGUGCAAAGGCUAGUUGUGGAUAAAAGUAAAGAUUCUCAUGUUUGGUUUUUCAAACAAAUUCUCAAGGCGACUAAUAUUCAGCCAACAGUAAUUUUGACAGAUUCAGAUCCUGCGAUUGAUGCUGCUGCUGAAAUUAUCAUGUCAGAUGCUGAAGAAGAUCAUAUCGAUAGUUCUAAAGUUACUAUACAACAAUUAUUGGAUGUAGUUGAACAGAGUAAUGUUAAUAAAAUAUGGGAAAUCAAAAUUGGAAAUUCAUUAAAAGAAAAGUACUAUAUUCAGCAAAAUAAUAAACCUAUAACUUAUUUGUAUGCAAUUGACAAAGAGAAGAUAGAUCAUGCUAAGCAAAGAAUAAAUAUUCUUGAACAAAAGGCUCUAUAUGACACUCUUCAUGGGAUAUAUAAAAAAGCUAUACAAAAAGCUUUACAAUCAAAAUCAAGUUCAAGACGUCUAAUUGAGGUAUUACAAGAAUUUACUAAUGAAAAUGUUGAAUUAUCUAGUAAAGACAGUUAA
Cetraspora pellucida is the source of this 1158-nucleotide messenger RNA. The record is from the annotation of a GenBank genome assembly. NCBI's taxonomy places the organism in Eukaryota, Fungi, Glomeromycota, Glomeromycetes, Diversisporales, Gigasporaceae.